GACUAUAUAAGAGGCUGGACGACAUACACCAGUCCUGAAGUCAGAAGCUAACCUUCUACCAAGACGUCCAAAAACCCCAGGGCAAUGUUUUGGUUCAGUCUUGUGGCUCUUGUGCUGCCUUUGGUCAGGACCAGUCUUCCUCGAGAUGAGGCGCUGGACUCUGAAUGGGAGAUGUGGAAGAAGACUCAUAGCAAGCAGUAUAAUGGUCAGCUGGAUGAGAUUAGAAGACGUCACAUCUGGGAAAAAAAUCUGAAAUUCAUCCACAACCACAACAAAGAGUAUUCUGAGGGGAAGCACGCGUAUGAUCUGGCCAUGAACCCACUAGGAGACAUGACCAGUGAAGAAAUAGUUCAGUCCAUGACUGGAUUAAGGAUCCCCUCCAAUCGUCCAUCUAAUAACACGUAUGUAGCAGACUGGAAAGCCAGAAUCCCAAAGUAUAUUGACUACAGGAAGAAGGGUUACGUGACCCCAGUGCAAAACCAGGGCGCCUGUGGAUCCUGUUGGGCCUUCAGCUCAGUGGGAGCACUUGAGGGACAACUCAUGAAGAAGACAGGGAAGCUGGUGUCCCUCAGCCCUCAGAAUCUGGUGGACUGUGAUACAGAUAACUAUGGUUGUGGGGGAGGAUACAUGACCAAUGCGUUCGGCUACGUGAGGGAUAAUAACGGCAUAGAUUCUGAUGCUUUUUAUCCAUAUAUUGGUCAGGAUGAAGGCUGUCUGUACAACCCAUCUGGAAAAGCUGCUGGCUGCAAGGGCUUCAAAGAGAUUCCCAGAGGGGAUGAGAAGGCCCUCAAAGGGGCGGUGGCCCAGGUUGGUCCUGUGUCUGUCAGCAUUGAUGCCAGUCUUCCUUCUUUCCACUUUUACAGUAAAGGGGUCUAUUAUGAUGAAAACUGUGACCCUGAAGGCAUUAACCACGCUGUCUUGGCGGUUGGCUAUGGAAACAUAAGGGGCACAAAGCACUGGAUCAUCAAAAACAGUUGGGGUGAGCAAUGGGGCAGGAAGGGCUACAUCCUGAUGGCCCGAGAAAAGAAGAACGCCUGUGGCAUCGCCAACCUCGCCAGUUUCCCAUUGAUGUGAGCAGCAAAUCCAUAUAACACAAGAUGGCCAUCAUGUGUCUGGUCUUCCUACGGUGUUCAAUCCACUCAUCCUGUCCGUGAAAGGGGGUCUCCAGACAUAGGAUCAUACCAUGAGGUCUACACGUCUAAUAAACUCUCU
This is a messenger RNA of Bufo bufo (common toad), 1212 nucleotides long. Its product is annotated as cathepsin K-like. Gene Ontology annotation, molecular function: cysteine-type endopeptidase activity. The transcript has 8 exons. Bases 85 to 1074 code for a protein of 329 amino acids. NCBI's taxonomy places the organism in Eukaryota, Metazoa, Chordata, Amphibia, Anura, Bufonidae. Gene Ontology annotation, biological process: immune response. The record is from RefSeq and is a predicted model, not a curated record. Gene Ontology annotation, cellular component: lysosome.